Prunus armeniaca (apricot) is the source of this 309-nucleotide messenger RNA. Lineage: Eukaryota; Viridiplantae; Streptophyta; Magnoliopsida; Rosales; Rosaceae. The record is from the annotation of a GenBank genome assembly.
AUGGUUGCUAUUCUUCAUCAUUGUCAUUCGCUAGCAUGUGGAGGUCACUUCGGAGCCGCCAAAACCGCAGCUAAGGUACUCCAAUCGGGAUUCUUAUGGCCAACUCUAUUCGAGGAUGCUCAUACAUUUGUCCAAACUUGUGAUCGUUGUCAAAGAACCGGGAAUAUUUCUCGUCGAGAUCAAAUGCCGUUGUCCAACAUUUUGGAGGUUGAAGUAUUUGACGUUUGGGGCAUUGACUUCAUGGGACCUUUCCCACCAUCUUACAACAAUCUCUACAUUUUGGUAGCCGUUGAUUAUGUCUCUAAGUGA